CGGCUCGUGCUGCACCUCGUUCCUCAAGCCGCUCGCAUCGACAUGCCAAGAGGCAAGGGCAAGGGCAAAGGAGCCGUCGUUGCCGAGGACGACACGAAGCUCAAGGUCGCCAACCAGCUCAAGUUGCGGCACAUCCUGUGCGAGAAGGCGUCCAAGUCCAACGAGGCGCUCGAGGAGCUCAAGAAGGGCACCAGCUUCAACGUCGUCGCCGAAAAGUACUCGGAGGACAAAGCGCGCACCGGCGGCAACCUCGGGUGGAUGGUGCGGAACGGCAUGAUGGGGUGCUUCCAGGAGAACGCGUUCAGCAUCCCGGUGUCGACGUGCGCGGCGCCCAUCUACAAGGUGAUCAAGAGCCAGCACGGGUACCAUAUCGUCAUGGUGGAGGACCGAAAGUAGAGCGGCGGGUGUGACUGUCUGUAACGAGAGAUUGCGUUCGCGCGAGAAGCAGGGCUCGCGAGCAACGGCAAGCUGCAUCGACCCGGACGCGAUCGAUCUC
Molecule: messenger RNA, 496 nt
Organism: Rhodotorula graminis WP1
Lineage: Eukaryota; Fungi; Basidiomycota; Microbotryomycetes; Sporidiobolales; Sporidiobolaceae
Exons: 8
Coding region: 43-396 (117 amino acids)
Biological process (GO): rRNA processing
Molecular function (GO): peptidyl-prolyl cis-trans isomerase activity; DNA binding
Source: RefSeq, a predicted model, not a curated record